Messenger RNA from Rhizoctonia solani, 684 nucleotides. RefSeq names its product ATP-dependent DNA helicase PIF1. Bases 1 to 684 code for a protein of 227 amino acids. Lineage: Eukaryota; Fungi; Basidiomycota; Agaricomycetes; Cantharellales; Ceratobasidiaceae. The transcript has 7 exons. The record is from RefSeq and is a predicted model, not a curated record.
AUGUCUGGAUACUCGGCACAGGACGGGCACCGGCUUUUGCCUCAUCACCCAGACUCGCCCAGUCAUAAUCCCAUGUGCACUCUCGUCGUAGCCUGUGAGAUCAACAAGAAGACGCACCCGAUAACGUGCCGAGAGGAGAACGUGCCCACUGCUCAAUGUUCUGCGAGUACACUCUCAUCGACCGUUGAUGGCGGGAUACUUCUGCGCUCGUUUAUGCCCAGACAGCCGAAAAGCCUGGUGAAUGACCGCUUCGAAGACAAAGGUCACGUCUCGAUCGAGUACGGAGCAAAAUGGCAGAAACUGCAACAUCUGGUCAUGUACGGCAUAUUACAGAUGCAUUCGACAACGUUUGAUGCGCUCGAAAACACUGCGCGAACGGUGGGAAGCAGAAAAGAGGCGUAUGUAGGGAUCCAGAUGAUCGCUGUCGGGGACAUUUUCCAGCUGCCUCCUGGAUCUGCGGAUGUUGCGGCUCCAGACUACGCCUUCAUCCAUACUCCAUGGAGUGCCACUUUUUCCGGCCAACUGGAUGGAGAUUUCUCAGGGGACUCUUGCAAACCAAGUUGGCUCGCAGAACUUGUCGGCAUGCUGAAUCAGACCCGAACAGAAAAGCUGCCUGCAAAGGGCAAGAGCUGUGCAGGAUUGUUGGGUUGUCCUAUACCGACGACGUACGUGGAGAUGUGUUGA